Onychostoma macrolepis is the source of this 558-nucleotide messenger RNA. RefSeq names its product V-type proton ATPase subunit E 1-like. Gene Ontology annotation, biological process: proton transmembrane transport. The record is from RefSeq and is a predicted model, not a curated record. The coding region runs from base 1 to 558 and encodes 185 amino acids. The transcript has 4 exons. Gene Ontology annotation, molecular function: proton-transporting ATPase activity, rotational mechanism. Gene Ontology annotation, cellular component: proton-transporting two-sector ATPase complex, catalytic domain. NCBI's taxonomy places the organism in Eukaryota, Metazoa, Chordata, Actinopteri, Cypriniformes, Cyprinidae.
AUGUCGUUUCAUUUGAAGAUUAUGGAGUAUUAUGAGAAGGUUAAACAGAUUGUACAGCAGAAGAAAAUUCAAAUGUCCAACCUAAUGAACCAGGCUAGGAUGCAGGCGGCUCAGAUGGAUGGACUUGUACUGCAGGGUUUUUACCAGCUCCUGGAAUCCAAAGUGACCAUCCAUUGCUGCAAACAGGAUGUGGUCACAGUGCAGGCUGCUGUGCAGAAAAUCAUUCCCAUCUACAAGGCAGCAGUGAAGGACAAUCUUGAAGUGCGCAUUGACCAGGAGACCUUCCUCUCUUCAGAAGUCUCUGGUGGUAUUGAGCUGUAUAAUGUUGAUGGGAAGAUCAAAGUGUCCAACACUUGUACUUGUAUUUUUAUUCUGAUGUCACUGCUUGAUCUGGGCCACAUGAUCACUGGACUGAUCUGGGCCACACUGCUCCCACCAACAAUCGGCCCUCAUAUUGUUUGCCGUGAUCCACGCCGUGCCAUCAUUGCCACACAUGGCCCAGCUCUGGCUGAAUGGGUACAUGCCAUUGCCGACAGGAGGCCAGCAGUGCCAUCUUGA